This is a messenger RNA of Periophthalmus magnuspinnatus, 3503 nucleotides long. It is a transcript of the gene flrt1b, whose product is annotated as fibronectin leucine rich transmembrane protein 1b. Lineage: Eukaryota; Metazoa; Chordata; Actinopteri; Gobiiformes; Gobiidae. The transcript has 2 exons. The coding region runs from base 278 to 2467 and encodes 729 amino acids. The record is from RefSeq and is a predicted model, not a curated record. Gene Ontology annotation, molecular function: protein binding.
CCACCCCUCCACACACAUCAGGGUGGGAUGCCACUGAGCCAUGCUACUGUUGCAACUAGUGGAAUCCUGGAGUACAGGCAAGCAUCAGCCCCAUAAUUAUUCACCCUGCAUUAAACCUUGAGGUCCACGGAUACAGUCCUGAAUCAAAACAGCUCACAAAACUGAAAAACAAACAAAGGCAUCAUCUCCAUCAAUCUACCUGAAGUCUUUGACACAAGUCCAGCAAGCCAAGGCUGAGUGAGAGGCACGGGGAGUCACUGUUCAGGUUAGAAGAGACAUGGCGACUGAGAGCCUGGCAGAGCUCCGUGAUUGGCUGUUCCUCUUGCUUCUGUGCCUCACCUUAUUGGCCGAGGUGCUGGAACUGGCGGCAGCGGCGAUCGCUAUGGAGACUGGCGAGGGAGAUGAGGGCAUUGUUUGUCCCUCUGUGUGCCGCUGUGAUGAAGGUUUCGUCUACUGCAACGACCGUGGCCUCAGCCUGAUUCCACCGCUGCCUUUAACAGCUGCUAUACUCUACUUGCAGAGCAAUCGUCUGACCAACGCCGGCCUGCCUCCCUCACUCGAGCGCAGCACUACUAUACGAGUUAUAUACUUGUAUGCUAACCAACUGGAUGAAUUUCCUAUACACCUCCCACCUUCAUUACGGGAGCUACAUUUACAGGAUAAUAAUAUACGAACGUUACCGAGAUCAUCUCUUGCCAAGUUGCCAUUACUAGAACGUUUACAUUUGGAUGAUAACUCUAUAUCCACAGUUAGCAUCCAGGACCGGGCCUUCUCUGGGACACCGCGGCUUCGGCUGCUGUUUCUUUCUCGUAACCACCUGUCCAGCAUUCCUGCAGGUUUACCCUCAUCCCUUGAGGAGUUACGCCUGGAUGACAACAGAAUAAACACUAUUCCCACUCACGCCUUUCGCGGCCUCUCUUCACUUCGACGUUUGGUCAUGGAUGGGAACUUGCUGGCCAACACGCGUAUCGCAGAUGACACUUUUUCACGUCUGUCCAAUCUGACUGAGCUGUCUCUGGUGAGGAAUGCACUGCAGUCUCCACCAGUCAACCUGCCCACCUCUCACCUUCUGCGCCUGCAUCUGCAGGAUAAUGGGAUGACACAUAUUCCCAGAGGAGCAUUUGAUGGCAUGAGGCGACUACAGAGGCUGGACCUUUCAGGUAACAACUUGACCAGUCUCCCCAGAGGUCUUCUGAAGGACACGGAUAGUCUGGAAUUGCUCCUAGUGCGAGGAAACCCCUGGUUCUGUGGGUGUAACCUGCGCUGGCUCCACGCCUGGUUGCACAGCAGAGGAGCGGCAGUGACAGUCAGGGGGCUCACCUGUCAGGGGCCCGAGGCAGUGAGGGGCCAGAUACUGAGAGACCUCACGUCCCUGAUUGAACAGUGUGAAGGUCCUCCAGCUGGCCCCAGUCCUGGAGCAGGUAUAAAUCCUUCUCCAAAUGAACAAGUAGUUGACAGCGGUAGUCCCGGCGGAGGCCGGCCAGUAGCCACAUUCCCACACAGUAGUACCACCACUGCCCCUGCACUAGUUCCUACACAAGGAUCUCUGUUUACUAUGAGAAUAAAGAGACCAGAACUAAUGGUACUGCCCCCUGGUGAAGGGGGGCAUGCAGCAGGAGAGGCCCUAGAGCUGACUGUCAAACCACUCUCCUCAGACAGUGUGCUGGUGAGCUGGCUGUGCCCAGAGCCCGUGCCCUCUUUCCGUUUGUCUUGGCUACGUCUGGGAAGCAGUAGUUCAAUAACAGAGACUUUGGUUCCUGCAGAGAGGAGGCAGUACCUGCUUACCCAGCUCACCCCACGCUCUCAUUACCUCAUCUGCCUGCUGCCUCUGCGACAGGAGCCCUCUUUUGGGUCCGUGAGCAGGGGCUCCUCUCGGGCCAGUGGCUAUGACACAGACAGUAAGGACUCGGCACCCGCCUGUGCUCAAAUAGAGACUGGAGAGGCGCUUGUGAGCUCAGGAGGGGAGGGGUCAGGAAAAGAUGCCCAGGACUCAGAGCUCACAGCCCUGCCACUAGCAGGGAUUAUUGGGGGUGCUACAGCGCUGGUCAGCCUAUUGUUAAUAUUUGGUAUUUUCUGCUGGUAUGGACAGAGAACAGGCUAUAUGUCCGGGGACUCAAGCUCAUACAAUAGGGGACGAGGAGGUAAACAUUAUGAUGAUUAUGUAGAAUCUGGAACAAAGAAAGACAAUUCCAUUUUAGAGAUUAGAGCCCCACCAGCAGGAUUUCAGAUGACAGCUAUGGCCCACCAGUCCCUGCAGCCUAAGCUGGACGAUGUUACCUACAUUCACACUAUUUUCCCCUCCUCUUCCACCUCCUCCCAAGCCAACGGGACAUACCGGAGUAACCAUGGAGUUGGCUCGCUCAAUGGUACAAUUCUGAGCCAAACUAGCCAUCACCAUGCUACUUAUGGCACUAACCGUGGAUACAGAGAGGGGGGCAUCCCAGACAUUGACUACGCAUACACGUGAUGACACAGGGACACUCACUGAGCCACGACCGCCAGACGUCAUUUUUUAAGAAUGACGACUUUAGCCAGUGGCCCUUUGUCCUUGUUUCCAAAGUACCCUCUGUGCCUCUGCUGGUUCUUAAUGGUUUGCUUAGUAGAAAGACUGAUGACAGGACAUUACUGUUGAAUGACAGAAGUCCUUCUAUACUCUACUGCUGUAUCUGAGUUCACAGUAGAACCUUUUGAGUGCUACUUAUAGUUCUAUUGUUAUAUUUUCUCUUUUGGAUAUGUCAGCAUCUUUUCACACUACUGUUCCUCUCAACUCUAAUGAAACACAGUAACUUAUUUGAGGUUGAUAUUAGGCUUAGCUGAUUUAGCAGGAGAAAUAUUUAUAUGAAGAAAGGCACAGGAUGUGUAUAGAGAUAGCUCUCCUUUACUCCUACCAACUGUAAGCUUUGGGGUGUAUAAAUAAAAAGAUGACAGAAGGACAAAUAAAUAGUUGUUGUAACCCAGAGAUGACAAUGCAUCAUGGUUGACAUGAAAAGCUGUACUCUUCCCCUUCUUCUCGUCUCUAGUUUAUUCCCGUUCUUUUAAUUCCUCCCUUUUUGCUGCCUUUUCUUUUUGGCUUGGGCUCUUUCUCUUGUGUCUUUUGUGGUGCCAUGAGCAGAGGACGACUUUGUUCUCACCGAGGGAACUGACAGCAGCGAUAACAGUUCUGACAGAGACAGCAGACACAAGCCACAGCAAUGGGGAGACUAAUGAGAGGCGCGGAGAGAGCCCCAGAGUGGAGGUGAUGGAUAGAUGGAUACUCACAGGCAAAGAGCAUAAAAAACCCUACUGUUUUUGGUAUGGAGACUCUGACAGAGGUGUGUUGGCUUAGGGCACUCUGCUAAAAUCCAAAAUGCAGAAAAAAGAAACAGCACUAGAACAAAGAGUGUGACAAAUGCAGUGAGAGGGGGCGAAAAGGGGACAUCACGGGACAUAGUAUCAAAGACCCAUUAAACACGCCAGACAGAACUAUUUUUCUUUCCUGUUGCCCUAGUAAUCAUUUAGCUGAA